AUGGGUCUGCUCCUGAAGAUUUUCAUCCCCUUGCUGGGACUGGCGCUGGCUCUUUAUUUUUAUUCAGCACCUGAGAAUUUCAACGAAGAGAUGCUCCGGGGGAAGCGGGUGAUCGUGACAGGAGCCAGCAGCGGCAUCGGGGAGCAGAUGGCGUAUCACCUGGCACGCAUGGAGGCUCACCUACUGCUCACGGCGCGGACGGAGGCCAAGCUGCAGAAAGUUGUGAAGCGGUGCCUGGAGCUGGGUGCUGCCUCCGCCCGCUACGUGAGCGGCUCCAUGGAAGACACCACGUUCCCUGCAGUGGUGGUGAGGGAGGCUGAGAACACCUGGGGAGGCCUCGAUAUGCUCAUCCUAAAUCACAUCGGUUACAGCUACGUCAACUACUUCAACGGGGACGUUGAGCACAUACGAAAGCUCCUGGAGACCAACUUCCUCAGCUACGUGGCGAUGACCGCGUCUGCCCUGCCCAUGCUGAAGGAGAGCGAGGGCAGCAUUGUUGUCGUUUCAUCCCUGGCAGGUAAAACUGGCUCCCCAUUUGCCGCAUCCUAUUCUGCAACUAAGUUUGCCUUAGACGGAUUUUUCAGCUCCUUGCGACAUGAAUUAAUCAUAGACAAUGUCAACGUCUCCAUCACACUCUGCAUCCUGGGCUACAUCAACACAGAAAACGCUGUGAGAGCCAUGUCCCAUGUCAUCCGGCGCACGCCAGCGCCCAAGGAGGAGUGUGCUCUGGAAAUCAUCAGGAGCGGGGCGCUGCGCCAGCGGGAGCUGCACUACCCACCCAUGGUGGGCAGCCUGCUCCUCUUCCAGUACAUAGCCCCCGACUUACUCGACUCCUUCAUCAGGAGCUACUAUGAAGUGGAAAACAUCAGAAGGCCGCCACCUCGGGAGGGGAGUGGAGGAGCCGUCACAGAGCCCCCGGCAAAGGGAGUUCCUGAGAAGGAGAAACUUGGCAAGUGAUGCUGGAAGGACAGUGCUGGGACCGGAGCCCGAAGCACGCGCCCCCCCGGAUCGCUCCUCACGGGUGUAUCAGAGGCCGCCCGUCCUGCUCCAGCACCCGUGGAGCUGCCCCACGUUUCCCCGCGCACACUCCCGUCUCAGCAUCCCCCUCGACAUUUCAGCAGAAGCCAUGCCCCGGCGGGGUGCCUCAGUGAACACCC
Molecule: messenger RNA, 1157 nt
Organism: Athene cunicularia (burrowing owl)
Lineage: Eukaryota; Metazoa; Chordata; Aves; Strigiformes; Strigidae
Product: corticosteroid 11-beta-dehydrogenase isozyme 1-like
Exons: 8
Coding region: 1-957 (318 amino acids)
Biological process (GO): steroid catabolic process
Cellular component (GO): intracellular membrane-bounded organelle; endoplasmic reticulum membrane
Molecular function (GO): steroid binding; 11-beta-hydroxysteroid dehydrogenase (NADP+) activity
Source: RefSeq, a predicted model, not a curated record